AGAAAUAUGUUUUUUGCGUAAAAACACGCGCAAACGAAAUAUUUUUCCCCCAUUUGGGAAUGAAUUGGCCCUGGACGCUUGCGUACCUGCGUGUGAUACAGAGCAACAACAACAACAAAUAUGGCUGCGCCCACGAAAGCAGACGCCGGUGAAACCAAGGGUAAAACGAAUUCUUGGCAGUAUGCACAACACAUAGAGCCUAGUGAAGAAGUGCUGAAAUUUUACGUUGAACAGAUAAAUGACUGUGGUAUUUACAGAACAGAAUACGAAGAGUGUGUAUCAUGGAGGGGUAGAAGGAAUCAGAAGUUUGUAUAUGGACUGAAGUUAGACUGUGAACAUCUAAAAGGAGCUCAGAAAACAUGUGAACAUUACAAAAAGACAGGAGAUGUGAGAGCUAGGGACUACUUGGUGACAUACGAGAGGUCAAAGCGAGACUUCCGAAUGCAGAAUGCUCGAGCCAAUGAUGUAUGGGAAUACAGGAUGACACCAUAUGGAGGUUGGAGUUCACCAGUACAAAAAGUGUCAAAGGAAGAAAUAAAUCCAGAGGAUGAUUUUAUACCAGCUAGAUUGAAUCUUAACCAAAAUAACCCAGAGACUGCAAAUAAAAAUGAUAAACCACGUGACAAACCAGAAAUAGUUAGGGACCAAUCUAAUGAGAAGGGAAGUAACUCUAAAGUAGAAAUUCUAAAGAAAAUUGAAGAUAAUAGUUCAAGUGACAACAAGAAAGGCUGGUGUGUUAUAUCUUGAUAAUUAUGUCCUUUUGAUAGCUCUAAUCAAAUAAAAAAUAUAAAAGAGUAA
Messenger RNA from Mercenaria mercenaria, 798 nucleotides. RefSeq lists its product as uncharacterized. NCBI's taxonomy places the organism in Eukaryota, Metazoa, Mollusca, Bivalvia, Venerida, Veneridae. The record is from RefSeq and is a predicted model, not a curated record. The transcript has 4 exons. Bases 121 to 747 code for a protein of 208 amino acids.